UCCCGCUGUGGUUAUCACAACCAUGGAUGGGCACACUAGUCAGGAUGCUGAUAGAUCACCCUCGCCUCAUCACGCAAAAGAGAGAGGUGCUAGUAAACCUCUCUUCAGGGGAGGAACAUCCGAUUAUGAGGCACACUCAACUGAUGGCGUGCCUUCUAUCAGGCAGCACCUGCGAAGCAGAGGUAUUUCUGAGAAAGGUGUGGACAUCAUCCUGGCCUCAUGGAAACCGGGGACAGGGAAACAAUAUAGACCACACCUUAAGAGAUGGACACAGUUUUGUAAUAGAUGGGACAUUGGUCCAUUUGAUCCCACUGUCAAAAACAUCAUAAAUUUUCUAUUUGAAACUUUCAACAGGAAUGUGGGUUAUGAGUUGGUCAACACUGCAAGAAGUGCCCUCUCGUCACUAGGGAUUGUCGUAAAUGGAUACAGAGCGGGUAAUCAUCCAUUAGUCAUCAGGUUCAUGAAGGGCAUAUUUAACCUAAGACCACCAUCAACUAGAUACACAGAAACGUGGGAUGUUCAGCCAGUUCUGACAAUGUUAACAUCUAUGUAUCCUUUGCACAUUUUGACACUUAAGGAUUUAUCAUUGAAAUUGGUUAUGCUAAUGGCAUUGACUCAAGCAGCUAGAGUAAAAACUUUGCACCUGUUGUGUACACAAGGUAUGCACAUAGAUAAAGAUUUCAUUUCAGUUUAUCUAAGGGGAAACAUUAAGCAGUGUAGGCCUACAUUUAAUAUACGGACUGUUAAAUUUCAAGCAUAUUCUAGGGAUUCACGUUUAUGUGUUUGUGCAACAUUGAAACAUUAUUUGGAAAGGACUGAGGGACUCAGACAGGAGUUUUCCCAGUUCAAUGAUACGUUACUCAUCAGUUACAUUAAACCACACAAGCCGGUUACUAAAGAUUCCAUAUCCCGAUGGAUUAAAACAAUGCUUUAUAGGUCAGGAGUGGAUACAUCAAGAUUUACUGCAGGUAGUGUUAGACCUGCCGCAGUAUCUAAAGCCAAGGCUAUGUCAAUACCCAGCGCUUGUAUUAUGUCCAAAGCGGGAUGGACACGAGAAAGUACUUUUGCAAAGUACUAUGACAAACAAAUUGUUAAAGAAGUAGACUCUUUUCAAGAAGCAGUGUUGGAGUAGGUUGGUUACUCUUUUGUGUUACAAUUGUAUUCUUAUGUUUGGAUAUUGAAAAAAUUGCUUAAACAUUACUUUUGCAAGUUUAUUGGGACAAAGGUAGUGUGGCAGAAGUUGGAAUUGCCAGAGUGGUUUUGUUACUCUCUUAAAAUACAGAUGUAUUUGAAAUUUAGUAUAGAGGUUCAAUUGUAAUAGGAAGUGAACUUCAUGUGAUAAUGGAUUUAUGUAUAAUGAAAUUUCCAAUGCAGGAUCAUGGUUUUUUGAUCCCAUAUCACAAUGCUUUUGAGAGGCAGUUGUUUAGGCACGACACCCACAUGGCUUUAAAGCCUCAUGUAGGAAUCUCCACGUGGCAGAAGGUGAUUUU
This is a messenger RNA of Portunus trituberculatus (swimming crab), 1490 nucleotides long. RefSeq lists its product as uncharacterized. Gene Ontology annotation, biological process: DNA integration; DNA recombination. The record is from RefSeq and is a predicted model, not a curated record. Lineage: Eukaryota; Metazoa; Arthropoda; Malacostraca; Decapoda; Portunidae. Gene Ontology annotation, molecular function: DNA binding.